Messenger RNA from Zea mays, 1606 nucleotides. RefSeq lists its product as uncharacterized. Lineage: Eukaryota; Viridiplantae; Streptophyta; Magnoliopsida; Poales; Poaceae. The record is from RefSeq and is marked validated. The transcript is spliced from 6 exons. The coding region runs from base 272 to 1366 and encodes 364 amino acids. Gene Ontology annotation, biological process: SNARE complex assembly. Gene Ontology annotation, molecular function: SNARE binding. Gene Ontology annotation, cellular component: lytic vacuole; endosome.
CCGGCCGGCAAAAACCCACACGACCCACGCAUCGGCAUCGCAUUCACGUCCAACCGUUCGCUUGCGCCCUCCGCAACAACGCAACGCAUCGUGACGCCGCCGCUUUUUGCUUUUCCGACUGCUGUUUCCGCCUUUUGAGUAGGCGUUGGGCGAGCUUCGGUUUCGACGGACGCAGCCGUCACCGCCUCACCGGCCCGGCCAUGGGCGCCGCCGCCGCCUGCUCUCUUCGCCUCUGCCACACGUCACCAUCCGCUGCGACGGUAGGGCCGCGAUGACUCCGGCGGUUCGGGUGGGGAAUCCUCGCGCGCCCGGUCCGGGCGCCGCGGUGGUGGAGGACGAGGAGGAGGCGGCGGUCGCGUGGCGGGAGCUGCGCGGCAAGGCCGCGGAGCUCGCGGCUGCGGGCGAGGAACGGGCGAUCCUGGCCCGCCGCAUCGAGGCCGCGCUCCAGGUAAGGAGGGAGGCGCUGCGGCAGGCGGAGGAGCUGGACGAGUUGACGCGGAUGGUGGACCUCCAGCAAGCGCGUUUGGAGGCGGCCGUCGUCGGCAGGAGGCGGGCGCUCGAGGCCGUGGAGCGGGGGAAGGAGCGGCUGCAGGAGCAGAUCGACCGGGUGCUGCCGCUGUCGAGGUCCCUCACCGCCGCGCACCAUCGAGUGCAGGAAGCGAAGGAGGCGUUAUCCGGAGACAAAUUCAGACUCAAGGAUCUGCAGAGGCUGCUUCGGACGAGGCAGCAGUGCAUGGUUAGCCAGGUUGCUGGUUUGUACCCUGUGAGAGUCUUCCAUGAUCUUCCAAGACAUGCAGAAAACCCCUGUGCCGAUACUAAUGGGGAGCAUGUGACACUUCCAGAGGAAAACAGAACAUUUUCAGGUGGAGAUGGAACACAUUUACCCACCAUUAUCAAAUCUCCAGAAGCACGUGGCUGGACAUUUUUUGGUUGGGACAUUAUGAAGCAUAAAAUGAAGCAAAAAAGUUACAGGAACAAGGUGCUACAGAGGUCCGCAGCUGUUCUGGGAUAUGCAGCACAUGCAGUCUUGCUCAUAGCUUGCUAUCUUGAUGUUCCCCUCCGAUAUCCCUUGCGCUUUGGAGGGUCCCGAUCUUAUGUGAGUGAUCGCUUGCCUUCAGCUGAUACAGCAUCAUCGGCUGCUUUAGCAAGUACCAGGAACACCGAAUCAGAACUAACAGAAUACCCUCUUUUCCUGGAAUGCCAAGACGAUGACUCCACUAGUGCCUCCUAUGCCAUUUAUUUAUUGCACAAGGAUACGGAGCAGCUUCUGAACUAUGUUGGAGCUGAGAGCUGUGGAAGGCACGUGUUUGGUAACCUACGAGAACUUCUUAGGAUCGUGCAGUCUGAUAAGUUUGUGUACAGAUGAUGGUUCCAAUCCAUGUGGUUUUGGAGUGCUUAUGCUGUAGAUGUAUUAUAGAGAUGUAAGUAGGUGUUUUUCUUUUCUCUUCCUAUUCUUUCGUGUGAUUCAUUCCCUCUUUCCCUGCGCUAGGUUUUUUAUAUGUGCAGGAAAUAGGCAAUUAUGUUUUUCUAGAGAAAUGAAAUGUACUCACACGUAUGGCUUCUUGCAUAUCUUAUUCGAGAAAAAAGAUGGUCCAAUCGAAAGUCC